This is a messenger RNA of Astrephomene gubernaculifera, 860 nucleotides long. NCBI's taxonomy places the organism in Eukaryota, Viridiplantae, Chlorophyta, Chlorophyceae, Chlamydomonadales, Astrephomenaceae. The record is from the annotation of a GenBank genome assembly.
CGUGUGCAUGCUGCUCUCUUGGAGAGGUCGGCCUGUGCACUUGCUUACGACCUGUUCAGGAGCCGCUUGCUUGGCAUGCUCAUUCCUCUCGCCCUAGAGUCAGUAGCUAAAAACGCCUUUCGCUUUACUACUUUCACUAUAUGGUCUCUUUUAGUUUAGCCGUAUCUAAUUGGCGUUAGGCUUGGCUUUUGGGUCGUAUUCAACCUGGCGUAACCUGGUGUCGAAGUUCGCUCUCCUAGACCAACUUCUUGCAUUCAAUAGCAUCGCAGCUAAAGCACGCUACCCAUGCAUUCUUCGGGUGGCGCAUCGCCGGGGUCUUCAACCUCUGGUCGGGCCAUCCUAUUAGCGUUGGACCUAACGGACGCGAGCGUGAACGCAGCCCAAUGGGCGAUGCAUGAGUUCUACCGCAAGGGUGACACGUUCCACUUGGUACAUGUGGCUCGUAUUCUAGCUCCGCAGCUUACUAUUCACCAUCAGUACCAUGCCACCUACAACGUGCCUGACCCUCGGCCGCCCAUGGACGAGCGCGCCUUUGUAGAGCGGCUAAAGGAGGACAUCCGGGAAAAAUUCACUCGGCCCAUGGACGGGUACGGCAUGCCGCACAACCUGCACCUGUUCCUGGACACCGACAACGCGCCCGCGUCAGCCGUGUGCACCACCGUCUUCAAGGUGGCUGAGCAGGUGGAUGCGGCGGUGGUGGUGCUGGCAGCGCAUGGCAGGGGCCAGGAGGGCGGCCACGACCCCUGGGGCGCCUACCUGGGCUCGGUGGCCGACUACGCCACCCGCAACAGCAAGCGCCCGGUGCUGGUGGUGCGGAACUACACACCGCCGCUGGUGCUGCACGUCAGCAGGUCGCGAGG